This is a messenger RNA of Cervus elaphus (red deer), 335 nucleotides long. Its product is annotated as ubiquitin-conjugating enzyme E2 D3-like. Bases 42 to 335 code for a protein of 97 amino acids. The transcript has 2 exons. Gene Ontology annotation, biological process: protein polyubiquitination; ubiquitin-dependent protein catabolic process. Gene Ontology annotation, molecular function: ubiquitin conjugating enzyme activity. The record is from RefSeq and is a predicted model, not a curated record. Gene Ontology annotation, cellular component: nucleus. Lineage: Eukaryota; Metazoa; Chordata; Mammalia; Artiodactyla; Cervidae.
CGUCCAGUUGGGGGUGAUAUAUCCACUGGCAGGGCACAAUUAUGGGACCUAGUGACAGCCCGUGUCAAGGUGGUGUAUUCUUUUUAACAAUCAAUUUUCCCUUCAAACCAUCUAAGGUUGCAUUUACUACAAGAAUUUAUCAUCCAAAUAUAAACAGUAAUCACAGCUUUACUUUCACUUUUCUGCAAUCACAGUGGUCGCCUGUUUUAACUAUUUCCAAGGUUCUUCUAUCCAUUUGUUCAUGGCUAUGUGAUCCAGGCCCAGAUGACCCCCUAGUGCCAGAGGCUGCAGGGAUCUUUAAAGCAGACAGAGAUAAGUGCAACAGAACGUCUUGA